AAAUUUAGUCUUACACGAACCCAUAGACGCCGGAGUCGGAGGAGGCCGAGGUGGAGCUCGGUCCCCCCUGUAGCUCACCCUCUUCCUCCGCCUCCUGGACGCCAUAAAUACAAAACAAAGAGAUAUAGAUAGAAAGAGAGGUCUCUCCUUCUCUCUCCAUCUCUCUCUCUCUCUUAUCAGUGUUUGACCAAUGGAGCGAGCUCGAAGACUAGCUAGCCGGGCGAUCCUCCGCCGUGUGAUGUACCAAUCCAAGCCACCCCAGACGCCCGCCCCCAGCGCCUCCCGCCACCUAUCCUCCCUCGCGCCGUCCGUCUUUCCGGCGAACCCCGCCGUCCGCCGCCCUCCCGCUGCUGACUACCCCCCCUUCCGCAAUGCUGGCUGGCAGUCCCGGUCGAUCUCGGUGGAGUCGAUGCGCCCCAGCGACACCUUCCCCCGGCGCCACAACUCGGCCUCCCCGGAUGACCAGGUCCGCAUGGCCGAGCUCUGCGGCUUCCCCUCCCUCGACGCCCUCAUCGACGCUACCGUCCCCAAGUCCAUCCGCAUCCCACCCAUGGCCCUUCCCAAGUUCGACGCCGGCCUCACCGAGUCCCAGAUGCUCGCCCACAUGAAGCGCCUCGCCUCCAUGAACAGGGUCUUCAAGUCCUUCAUCGGCAUGGGCUACUACAACACCUUCGUCCCGGCCGUCAUCCUUCGGAACAUCAUGGAGAACCCCGGGUGGUACACCCAGUACACGCCCUACCAGGCCGAGAUCGCCCAGGGCCGCCUCGAGUCUCUCCUCAACUUCCAGACCAUGAUCGCCGACCUCACCGCCCUCCCCAUGUCCAACGCCUCCCUCCUCGACGAGGGCACCGCCGCCGCCGAAGCCAUGGCCAUGUGCAACAACAUCCAGAAAGGCAGAAGGAAGACCUUUCUCAUCGCCUCCAACUGCCACCCCCAGACCAUCGAGGUCUGCAAGACCCGGGCAGACGGGUUCGGCCUCAAGGUCGUCGUCGCCGGCCUCAAAGACUUGGAUUACCUCUUGAACGAUGUCUGCGGUGUCCUGAUUCAGUACCCCGGGACGGAAGGCGAGAUACUGGACUACGGGGAUUUCGUCAAGAAGGCGCACGCUAGCGGGGUGAAGGUCGUGAUGGCGACGGAUUUGCUGGCGCUGACGAUGCUGAAGCCGCCGGGCGAGCUGGGAGCCGAUAUCGUUGUCGGGUCGGCGCAGAGGUUCGGGGUGCCCAUGGGUUAUGGCGGCCCCCAUGCGGCGUUCCUGGCCUCGUCGCAGGAGUACAAGAGGAUGAUGCCGGGGAGGAUCAUCGGAGUCAGUGUCGAUGCCACCGGGAAGCCAGCGCUCCGGAUGGCGAUGCAGACCAGGGAGCAGCACAUCCGGAGGGACAAGGCCACCAGCAACAUCUGCACUGCCCAGGCGUUGCUUGCAAAUAUGGCUGCAAUGUAUGCGAUGUACCAUGGGCCUGAAGGCCUGAAAGCGAUAGCUGAUCGGGUUCAUGGUCUUGCUGCUACUUUUGCGCAUGGACUGAAGAAACUUGGAACCGUGGAAGUCCAGAAGCUUCCCUUCUUUGAUACUGUGAAGGUUACAUGCUCUGAAGCAAAGGCAAUUCUAGAAGAGGCUUACAGAAAUGAAAUGAACCUGCGCCUUGUGGAUGCAAACACGAUAACUGUGUCUUUUGAUGAGACUGCAACGCUGGAGGAUGUGGACAAGCUGUUUAAAGUGUUUGCUUGCGGCAAGCCUGUAAACUUUACUGCUGCAUCUCUUGCACCCGAGGUUCAGCCGGCAAUUCCAAGUGGACUUGUUAGAGAUAGCCCAUAUCUGACGCACCCAAUUUUCAAUUCGUACCACACGGAGCACGAGCUGCUUCGGUACAUCCAUAAGUUACAAGCAAAAGAUCUUUCGCUAUGCCACAGCAUGAUUCCUCUUGGGUCUUGCACCAUGAAGCUGAAUGCUACAAUGGAAAUGAUGCCUGUGACUUGGCCCAAUUUUGCAGAUAUUCACCCAUUUGCCCCUUCCGAGCAAGCUGGGGGUUAUCAGGAAAUGUUCGAAGAUUUGGGCGAACUCUUGUGCACAAUCACGGGAUUUGAUUCCUUCUCUUUGCAACCAAAUGCUGGUGCUGCUGGAGAAUAUGCAGGGCUCAUGGUUAUUCGUGCUUACCAUAUGGCAAGAGGUGAUAGCCAUCGGAAUGUCUGCAUCAUACCAGUCUCAGCUCAUGGGACGAAUCCUGCAAGUGCAGCUAUGUGUGGAAUGAAAAUAGUAGCUGUUGGAACUGAUUCCAAGGGUAACAUUAACAUUGAGGAACUGAGAAAAGCUGCCGAAGCACAUAAAGACAAUUUGGCUGCUUUAAUGGUCACCUAUCCUUCAACUCAUGGAGUCUAUGAAGAAGGCAUUGGUGAGAUUUGCAAAAUUAUUCAUGACAAUGGUGGGCAAGUCUACAUGGAUGGAGCUAAUAUGAAUGCACAGGUUGGAUUAACAAGCCCUGGCUGGAUUGGAGCAGAUGUUUGCCAUCUUAACCUCCACAAGACAUUUUGCAUCCCACAUGGUGGAGGUGGUCCUGGAAUGGGUCCUAUUGGUGUGAAGAAACACUUGGCCCCAUAUUUACCAUCACAUCCUGUGGUGCCAACUGGUGGAAUACCGCUACCUGAAAAGGCUCAGCCGCUUGGUACUAUUUCUGCUGCACCUUGGGGUUCUGCACUUAUUUUGCCCAUAUCAUAUACGUACGUAGCUAUGAUGGGUUCUAAGGGACUAACUGAUGCAUCAAAGAUUGCAAUCUUGAAUGCAAACUAUAUGGCUAAGCGUCUAGAGAAGCAUUACCCUAUUCUUUUCUGUGGAGUAAAUGGAACUGUUGCCCAUGAGUUCAUUGUCGACUUAAGGGGUUUUAAGGCAACUGCUGGUAUAGAGCCAGAAGAUGUUGCCAAGCGUCUUAUGGAUUAUGGAUUCCAUGGACCCACAAUGUCUUGGCCAGUGCCAGGCACACUUAUGAUCGAACCCACUGAAAGUGAAAGCAAAGCAGAACUAGACAGGUUUUGUGAUGCUCUCAUCUCUAUUAGGGAAGAAAUUGCUGAGAUCGAGAGUGGUAAAGCUGAUAUCAAUAACAAUGUCAUGAAGGGUGCUCCUCAUCCACCAUCCAUGCUUAUGGGUGACACAUGGACAAAACCCUACUCCAGGGAAUAUGCAGCAUUCCCAGCUUCAUGGCUCCGAGGUUCUAAGUUCUGGCCAACUACAGGACGUGUGGACAAUGUGUAUGGCGACCGCAACCUCAUCUGCACCCUUCUUCCCGCAUCACAGAUGGCUGAAGAAGCUGCAGCUGCUACGGCAUAGCCCUGUCACACCACAGCAAAUUUCUCUUACUUAGUUUCAAUAGAACAGAAAGCUUCUUCUCAUCAUCCUUAAACUGUAUAUAUAAGAUCUUGCGAGUGUUCGCUUCUGCACUCCUGCAGCUGCCGACAUUCCGUUCUCCUCCUUUUCUGCAUGCAGCUUAUUUUAAAUGAUAUCCUAAACGUUCUAUUAUUCUUCUGAACUUAAGAUAUUUGUGAAGCAUCUGUGCAAAAUGAAUUCACAUCUCAUCUCUUUCUAGA
This is a messenger RNA of Phoenix dactylifera (date palm), 3570 nucleotides long. Its product is annotated as glycine dehydrogenase (decarboxylating), mitochondrial-like. The record is from RefSeq and is a predicted model, not a curated record. Gene Ontology annotation, molecular function: glycine dehydrogenase (decarboxylating) activity; glycine binding; pyridoxal phosphate binding. Gene Ontology annotation, cellular component: glycine cleavage complex; mitochondrion; chloroplast envelope. NCBI's taxonomy places the organism in Eukaryota, Viridiplantae, Streptophyta, Magnoliopsida, Arecales, Arecaceae. Gene Ontology annotation, biological process: glycine decarboxylation via glycine cleavage system.